This is a messenger RNA of Anarrhichthys ocellatus (wolf-eel), 1320 nucleotides long. RefSeq lists its product as uncharacterized. The record is from RefSeq and is a predicted model, not a curated record. Lineage: Eukaryota; Metazoa; Chordata; Actinopteri; Perciformes; Anarhichadidae. The transcript is spliced from 3 exons. The coding region runs from base 262 to 1320 and encodes 352 amino acids.
AAUAGCCAUUUAGUAAAGUAAAUAUGGAACAUAAAGCUUUGUUCAGUUCAGGAAGUACUGCAUGUUGCUGCUAUCGUCUGCUAAAGCCAGCAUGUUACCCACACAGGAAGUUCUCAGUCAUGGUUCCAGUAAAGAAACACUUCCUCCCUUUUGUGAAAUGUAAUUGCCGUUGAGCAUAGGCGGAUGACCUGACAUUGCAAAGCAGCCCGUGAUGCGAGACGACAGAGUUUUGGGAGGCUUUAAGAGAGAAGAUAAGAAGACAUGUCUGCUCAAAGUGCAAAGAAAAAAAGGCUUGGUUCACGUCGUAGGGUAGCAAACCAAAAUGAAAUAUCCAAGACUGAUGACUCGCACCUAACGGACAGUACCUUUGUAGCUCAAUGCCACAUACCAGAAGAAAAUACUGAAUCUUUAAAUGUAUUGGCUGAUUUUCACAAUUCACAAUCUGAAACCCAACAUCCACCUUCACCUGAACUCUCGGGGAACAGAAGGAAACUGGGGUCUAGUCGAAGGCAUAAAGAAAAGCAUGUUAAGGAAUCUGUGACUGAAUCAUACCAAGAACCUAGAGAUAAAGUUGAGCAUAUGACCAGGACAUUCGCUAUACAACCUGAGAGGCAGGCAGGCGCUUCACCUGAUUAUUAUUCUGAGGUUCAGAACGCUACUCCAACAAACUGUUCAGAGGCUGACCUGGAGAGUUUCAGUUCCAAAUGUGAAAAUCUGCAAGCAGACCGAGAUGAAAAUGAGACAUACUCUAAAGCGAUAUCAGACUCUUGUACAUUAGUGAAAACCACGCAGGAAGGAAUUGAAAAAUCUGACCACCUUCACAGUGAGGAAGUCAAAGAAAGUGCACAUCUUGUUGGAAUCUCUGAGUUAAGUGUUCUUUCGUGUCCAACAGCAGAUGAGCAACUGAUUGACCGAUCAAAUUGCAGGGAAAUACCAGAAGAAAAACCUCCCAAUGUGUGUUCUGUAACAGAAAAAGAAGGCAAGGAAGGAGAUGAGAGCACAGAUUUGUCCUUUUCUAUCACACCGGAGAUAACCACAGAAACAAUCUCCACAAUAGACAAUACUGAAAUUGAAUGCAGUGUUCGACAAGGAACAAUUUCAUCGCUAAAAGCGGAGUUGCCUACAAAAGUGGAACAAAAUGAGGAUUUUGAUUUAGUAGAAGUCGAAUGUGCUCAUCAUUCAGAAGACGGUGUAAACAAAGUGCAUGAAAAUGAUUACUCAUCUGAAAGUGUCAUACAGCAUGUCAAAGAGUCUGUUGCCGAAUCAGACCAUGAACCUACAGAGCAUGUGGUUGGAAAUAUCACACUUCAAAGACUCUGA